ACGUCACUUCCGUCUGAAUAAAUACGCGUCACACGCAUGCUCCUUCCUUUCCGGGUCCGGUCUCAAAGCAAGUUGCAGAGAUGUUGAUGCCCAAGAAGAACCGCAUUGCCAUCUAUGAGCUCCUCUUCAAGGAGGGCGUCAUGGUGGCCAAGAAAGAUGUGCAUCUGGCCAAGCACCCCGAGCUGGCCGACAAGAACGUGCCCAACCUGCACGUGAUGAAGGCCAUGCAGUCGCUGAAGUCCUGCGGGUACGUGAAGGAGCAGUUCGCCUGGCGCCACUUCUACUGGUACCUGACCAACGAGGGCAUCCAGUACCUCAGGGACUUCCUGCACCUGCCCCCCGAAAUCGUGCCCGCCACCCUGCGCCGCCAGACCCGCCCCGAGACCGCUCGGCCCAGACCCAAGGGUAUGGAAGGGGAGAGGCCAGCUCGUCUGGCUCGUGGUGAGGCUGACAGGGACACCUACAGGCGCUCUGGCGCACCCCCCGGCGCUGACAAGAAGGCAGAAGCUGGUGCUGGAGCAGCCACAGACUUCCAGUUUAGAGGCGGAUUUGGCCGUGGACGAGGAGGCGGACAACAGCCUCAGUAAUUCUACUCCCUUUCUGUACAAUAAAAAACUCAAAACACA
This is a messenger RNA of Anguilla anguilla (European eel), 626 nucleotides long. RefSeq names its product 40S ribosomal protein S10. The record is from RefSeq and is a predicted model, not a curated record. Gene Ontology annotation, cellular component: cytosolic small ribosomal subunit. Lineage: Eukaryota; Metazoa; Chordata; Actinopteri; Anguilliformes; Anguillidae. Gene Ontology annotation, molecular function: structural constituent of ribosome; RNA binding. The transcript has 6 exons. The coding region runs from base 81 to 587 and encodes 168 amino acids.